Coregonus sp. 'balchen' is the source of this 27582-nucleotide messenger RNA. The record is from the annotation of a GenBank genome assembly. Lineage: Eukaryota; Metazoa; Chordata; Actinopteri; Salmoniformes; Salmonidae.
CACAGCAUGAGUCAAUGGAAACAAAUUCAACAGCUCGAGAUCAAAUACCUGGAGCAGGUGGACUACCUUUAUGAUGACAACUUCCCUAUGGACAUACGGCAGGUGCUCUCCAACUGGAUUGAGAGCCAGGACUGGUGAGUGUGUGUGUGUGUGUGUGUGUGUGUGUGUGUGUGUGAAAGAGAGUGUGUCUUUGUCUGUGUGUGUCUGUGUGUGUCUAUCUGUAUGUGUGCAUGUCUGUGUGUAUGUGUGUGUAUGUAUGUGUGUGUCUGUGUGUGUCUGUCUGUAUGCAUGUCUGUGUGUGUGUGUAUCUGUAUGUGUGUUGGUGCGUGUGUGUUACUGUACAGUAAUAAUAAUAGAUAUCAAGUUGGGUUUCCAGUGAGCAUGUUCAAGAACUAAAACACAGCAUGUAGGGGCCCCGUGUAGCUCAGUUGGUAGAGCAUGGUGCUUGCGACGCCAGGGUUGUGGGUUCAAUUCCCACGGGGGGCCAGUAUGAAAAUGUAUGCACUCACUAACUGUAACUCGCUCUGGAUAAGAGCGUCUGCAAAAUGACUAAAAUGUAAAUGUGGCUACCAUAACUGGUAGCACUUUACUUGAAGGGGCUAUACAUAAGGCAUUCAUAACACCUUUAUGAGACCAGCCAUGACACCUUAAUGAAUGUUGAAGUGUUGUGCUGCAUUAAUUCAUUAUGGUAAUCCAGCUCUGACUGACAUGUAGCCUAUUCAUGUAUUGGUUCGUUCCAUUAAAUGAGUCCCUUUGAUAUUUUAAAUAUAAAUUGUGCACCAAUAUUAGAUUUUAAAUGCCUGUUAUUAUAAAUUAAUUGCCCUUUAAUAUAGACCACAUGGACAAUUCAAUUUAUCUGAUUUUUAAUUUGAAUAAAAAUGUAUUAUACAUUUUGACAUGUCCCUCUCUGUACUCUCUGUGACUUCUCUGAAGAUUUUAACCCAGUUAACCAUUAAAUGUUUUCACCAUCAUUGUAAAGCCCUUUUUAUUUUGUUGCUUUGAUGGAAGAUUAUUAUUUAUUACAUGUGAUUAGGGAUUAAUUUUAAGGUAAAAAAAUAAAAAAAAUAAAAAAUAAAAGAGUUUUGGUGAAACGAUUCCUUAAAAAAAAAAUGUUUUUCAAAAUAAACAUUGAACAUCUAAUAGUCAAAUCAUAGUGUUAAGGCAGGUGAGCUGGUUCUACUCUCUUUGGGCAUUUUCUGGUGUUUUGUGGUGGAAAACUGAGUGGGUCGAGCAUAACACGACAUAGAUAGAUAGCUUUUUUGUGAAGCUUGCAUGUAGCUACCCUUUUCCUGCAGUCGAAUUACCAAAGCACCCUCUAGUGGCCUCAUGGGUGGAAUGUUAUUAACAUUUUUCAUAAUUUCAUAAUUAAUAAACAUUUAUUAUUUCUACUGCCGAAAAAGUGUAAUAUUGGGAUGCAAACUCAAAAUGUAAUACAUUUUAUCUCUAUGUCUGACAUGGUACAGGUGUUUUCUUUUUUAUAAGCUAUAACCAUGUGUGUUAGGUGUAUACUUUUGUUUCAAAGUAGAUUUGUUUAAGACUACCAAGAAACACUAUGUGUGUCCCUGAUUUAGCCAACUGCAGAAAUUAAUUUCCCCUCCCUGUUACACACAACAAGCUUCCAUUCCCCCUGUCACAAGAGGAUUUAUGGCGGAUUUAAGAUGAAAUCGUCAACCCUGUUACGGUCAACCCUAUUACUUUAUUUGGCACUUAAUAGGCACUUAGUAUAGUCUUUUUCGCCACCAACUUACACUAGCCAAAAGGGACUCAUUUCGUGGAACCACCCUAUUGCACUUGUACAAAACAGCAAAAUAAGCAUUUGAUGAUAUGACAUGCUGAAAAAUAUGAAUGGGUGAUUCACCUUUUCCCUUGUACAUUAUAACAUGAUAUGUACAGUAUGUUCUACAUGUUCUUAUUAAUAACUUUUUGAUUGAGCACUGAAAACUGUUAAAUUAGAUACAAAGCUAAGACAAAGUGUGUGUGUUUUUUCCAGGGAUACUGCCGCAAACCAUGAGUCCAUGGCGACAGUUCUCCUCAGCAAUCUCCUGUCUCAGCUGGACAGGCAGUGUUCUCAGGAACAAAACUUCCUACAAAGACACAACCUGAAGAUCAUCAACCAGCAGUUACAGGUGCCACAAUAACCUCCCUUACAAUAUCAUACACCUAACCUGGUUAAAACCAGAAUGAACUCUGCGCUAAAUCAGUUUGCCAGGCAACCAUAUACCCUGCGUAUCCAACAUUGAUAACAUUAAACAGUCUCUCCUUGUCAUUGAUGCAUUUAAGCAUUGAGGUGAUUUAGUACAACCAACCCACAACUUCCCGUAAAUGGGGAGUGGCACUGUGUAGUAUGUUGUGACAGUGUGUAUGUGUGUGUGUGCGUAUGUGUCACGCCCUGGCUCUGGGGACUAUGUUAUGUUGAGCCAGGGUGUGUAAUUCUAUGUUUGAUUUUCUAUGUUGGGCUGAGUGACUCCCAAUCAGAGGCAACGAGUGUCCGCUGGGUGUCUCUGAUUGGGAGCCAUAUUUAACUGUCUGUCUUUCACUUUGUGUUUGUGGUUUCUUGUUCAUUUCGGUUUGUGUUAAACUGUAGACGUCACGUUAUCGUUUAUUGUUUUGAUCGUGUGAUCAGUAAUAAAAGGAUAUGUUCACCUUCAACGCUGCGCCUUGGUCCUCAUCUCUAACCAACGAGCGUGACAGAAGAAACCACCAUAACAGGACCAAGCAGUAUGAAGAAGAGAGAGGAUGGACUUGGGAGCAGUUGAGUAGGAGUCUCGACUGGGCCAAGCCAAGAGAAGAGGAGAGAGGUUGGAGUUUGGAGCAGUGGGGUGAGAGUCUGGCGAGAAUGAUGGAGGCCUGGCCCACGGGGAGGAGAGACCCCCAGAAAUUUUUUAGGGGGGGGCUCACGACGUCGGGGCAGCAGGAGGCCGCUAUGGAGCGGUCCAGCGGGGUUGCAGAGGAGGCCGCCAGGUUACGGGGGCCACUGGUAGAAGAGGGGAUGGAGGGUGUAGAGGCACGGCGAGAGGUACUGGCGUGUGUUGCCAGUCCGGUCCGGCCCGUUCCAGAUCCCGGUGUAGAGCCAGUGGUGUGUGUCCCCAGUACGGUCCGGUCUAUUCCUGCUCCCCGCACCAAACCUACGGUGUGCGUCGACAGCCCAGCCCGGCCCGUUCCUGCGCUCCGCACCAAGUCUGUGGUGCGCGUCGCCAGCCCAGUCCGGCCCAUCCAAGCUUCCCGCACCAAGCCAGUGGUGUGCGUCGUCAGUCCGGCACGGCCCGUGCCUGCUCUCCGCACCAAGUCUAUGGUGCGUUUCGUCAGCCCUGUCCGGCCCGUUCCUGCUCUCCGCACCAAGUCUGUGGUGCGCGUCGCCAGCCCAGUCCGGCCCAUCCAAGCUUCCCGCACCAAGCCAGUGGUGUGCGUCGUCAGUCCGGCACGGCCCGUGCCUGCUCUCCGCACCAAGUCAAUGGUGCGUUUCGUCAGCCCUGUCCGGCCCGUUCCUGCUCUCCGCACCAAGUCUGUGGUGCGCGUCGCCAGCCCGGUCCGGCCCGUCCAAGCUCCCCGCACCGGGUCAGUGGUGCGCGUCGUCAGCCCGGUCCGGCUCAUUCCUGCUCCCCGCACCAAGUCAGGGGUGCGCUUCGUCAGCCCGGUCCGGCCUGUUCCUCCUCCACGCAUCAAGCCAGGGGUGUGCGUCGUCAGUCCAGCACAACCCGUGCCUGGGUCAUGUCCGGAGCCGGAUCCGCCGCCGAGGCGGAGUGCCCACCCGGUCCCUCCCCUGUUGUGGUUGUUUGGCGUGGCCGGAGUCCGCGCCUUUGGGGGGGGGUACUGUCACGCCCUGGCUCUGGGGACUAUGUUAUGUUGAGCCAGGGUGUGUAAUUCUAUGUUUGAUUUUCUAUGUUGGGCUGAGUGACUCCCAAUCAGAGGCAACGAGUGUCCGCUGGGUGUCUCUGAUUGGGAGCCAUAUUUAACUGUCUGUCUUUCACUUUGUGUUUGUGGUUUCUUGUUCAUUUCGGUUUGUGUUAAACUGUAGACGUCACGUUAUCGUUUAUUGUUUUGAUCGUGUGAUCAGUAAUAAAAGGAUAUGUUCACCUUCAACGCUGCGCCUUGGUCCUCAUCUCUAACCAACGAGCGUGACAGUAUGUGUUCUGUGUGGAAAAGGAAACGAAAGACAAGAUCUGUUCAUUUGUUUUUUUUUGUCACCUUUAGGGAUUGGCUUAUGGGUUUGUCGGCGUUCCUCAAACUGAGCAUCCUUUCACUUGUAAUAAGUGUUGUAUGUCAUUUUUUUCACAGACAAUUUCACCUCUUACCCUAUUCAGGGGAAUCAAAAUUAUAUGAUGCUCUCUGAGGUCUCAGGACAUUGACUGGCAGUAUAUUUAUUAGACUCUCUGAGAAUUGUACCUUAAAACACAUUAACAGGAACAGGAAAUAGCUGUUUGAGGCUGAUGACUGGGGCCGGCUAGGCCAUAUUUCUGUAUAACACAACUGAUGUAGGAAAGACACAUAUCUAAUCGGAACCUUGUGGUUUCCAGAAUCUCCCUUUUGAGUGUAUGUGACUGUGUGUGUGUGUGUGUGUGUGUGUGUGUGUGUGUGUGUGUGUGUGUGUGUUUGUGUGUGCAGAUGGUGUGAUGUUUCUCAGAGGAAGUAGUAGCUCAAAACAAGAGGGGAACAUCAAGAGGUUUGUUUGGGGUGGCGCUUGGAGAUGUGCGUUUUGUUGUUGUUUAGGUGUGCUGUCUAUUAUGCACAGAGGACAGAUGGAAAGUGUCUCUUUCCAUGCAAUCAUUUGUGCUGAGUCUACCUUGAAGGUAUACAAGCAUUGUUUAAGGUCCAUUUUUUUGAACUCAGUCAAUUUAGGGAAUUCAAUGGAAAUGCAUUUCAUGAAUUGAAUAAACCCUCCUCCAGUGGUUCAUACCUGAAUUGCAUUUUGUUGUGAGGGAUCUGACCCUAAACUGACCCUAAAAAUAUGGCACUAAAUGAAGAAAAUGUUCAACCCACUAUGCGAAUACAUUAGUACUUAGUACUGGAAAUAAAGAUUGCAGUGCUUAUGUCUCAUCUAAUGCUAGGAAAGGCUGAGUGGUUGGGGAUUUCUCAGUCCGAGGGAGGAUCUGAAUACAGUGGACCAAAUGACGCUGCUGAAUGCUGCUGAACUGACGCUGUUUGUUUGUGAUGUAGUCGUCAUUGUGAUGGUGUUAAAGGGUAUCGCGUAGGUUUUCAAGAUUGAAUCACCCUUCUUCUGUCUUUGGUCGCACACUCAAAUCAGUAGUCACAGACAAACACUGAAAGAGAAAUCAGGUUUCACAUGUUCACAUCAGAACUUUCCCUUGUGUCACAGAGGCUUAGACAGAAUCUGUGGCAUUUCGUCAAAAACAGACAAAUAUGUCAAGAUGCACGUGGUGUUUGAGACACAUGUUUUGCACAGAACUGGGUUCAGAUCCCAGAGACAGACAAAACGCUAACUAAAGGGACAAAUUAUGGGUUCAGAGGGCAAGUCCAUCCAUGGUUGUAUUCCUUAGGGAUCAUCGUAGCAAACAAGGACUUCUUAUUGGGGUUCGUGUAGUACCACACCGUUUCACUCAGUUUUCUUCAUUUUUUUUGCCUAAUAAACAUGUUCCAUGUCUGUAGGCCUUUUUACACUGAAUGUCUCCUUGUUUGGACUGUCAUAGUAAAUUACUUUUGGUUUUGUUUUCAUACUGAGUCUGUACCUGGUUCAGCCGCAUUCUUUACUAUGGAAUGAUUUUUUAUUUUAUUUAUUUUUUUAUUUCACCUUUAUUUAACCAGGUAAGCCAGUUGAGAACAGGUUCUCAUUUACAACUGCGACCUGGCCAAGAUAAAGCAAAGUAGUGCAAUAAAAACAACACAGAGUUACAUAUGGGGUAAAAAAAAAACAUAAAGUCAGAAAUACAACAGAAAAUAUAUAUACAGUGUGUGCAAAUGUAGCAAGUUAUGGAGGUAAGGCAAUAAAUAGGCUAUAGUGCAGAAUAAUUACAAUAGUAUUAACACUGGAAUGCUAGAUGUGCAAGAGAUUAUGUGCAAAUAGAGAUACUGGGGUGCAAAAUAGCAAAAUAAAUAACAAUAUAGGGAUGAGGUAGUUGGGUGGGCUAAUUUCAGAUGGGCUGUGUACAGGUGCAGUGAUCGGUAAGGUGCUCUGACAACUGAUGCUUAAAGUUAUUGAGGGAGAUAAGAGUCUCCAGCUUCAGAGAUUUUUGCAAUUCGUUCCAGUCAUUGGCAGCAGAGAACUGGAAGGAAUGGCGGCCAAAGGAGGUGUUGGCUUUGGGAAUGACCAGAGAGAUAUACCUGCUGGAGCGCAGACUACGGGUGGGUGCUGCUAUGGUGACCAAUGAGCUAAGAUAAGGCGGGGAUUUGCCUAGCAGUGAUUUAUAGAUGGCCUGGAGCCAGUGGGUUUGACGACGAACAUGUAGUGAGGACCAGCCAACAAGAGCGUACAGGUCACAGUGGUGGGUAGUGUAUGGGGCUUUGGAGACAAAACGGAUGGCACUGUGAUAGACUACAUCCAAUUUGCUGAGUAGAGUGUUGGAGGCUAUUUUGUAAAUGACAUCGCCGAAGUCAAGGAUCGGUAGGAUAGUCAGUUUUACGAGGGCAUGUUUGGCAGCAUUAGUGAAGGAGGCUUUGUUGCGAAAAAGGAAGCCGAUUCAUGUUGUUUCUUCACACACCUGAUGGCAUACUUUCUCUGUGUGGUGUGUCGGUGGAGAGGUUGGAGAGAAAUGACAGUGUGUUCAGGUUACUCAAGAAGGUACAGUGUCUGAAAAACACCUUUCAAUGCUUCCUUAUUGGCAAAUUUACACCAUACAUUAUAAGGAGAAAGUAGAGCAAACCUAAGCCUCCCUGUUCUCCCCAAACUCUUUUGCAUUUCCGAGAAACCAUCUAACUUGAGAGAACAAGCUUUCAAAGAGCUCUUAGAAACUCACACAAUUCGCACAAUUCAGUAGACAGACACUCAUACAGGCAGGUCAGUUAAAAUGUUGUUGUUUUUUAAAAUAUAUUUUAAAAGUAUUUUCUGCUUUUAUUGACAGGGAUAGACAUUAAAUGAAGAGGGAGACAGAUGGUGGGCAUAAUGUUUAGAAGUGCGCUGGGACCAGGAUUCGAUCGCACGCAGGCAGGGGACUGCAUAUGUCAAAAGGUGCAGACAGCAGCAGCAUAAUAUUGCAGCGAUUUCGGGGGGGUAGCCAGGACCAGGACUCGAACUCAGGUCCUGCGACUGUCAACCCAACACAUUAACCGUUUCACAGAGAGAUUCAAGUCUCUUGAUAAGGUCUCUAGGUGUUUGACAUCUCCAUGCCUGCCUGUACGCAUGUGUCUGUGUGUUCAUAUGCAGUGGCGUAAAGUACUUAAAUAUAAAUACUUUAAAGUACUACUUAAGGAGUUUUUUUGGGUAUCUGUACUUUACUUUACUAUUUAUAUUUUUGACAACUUUUACUUUUACUUCACUACAAUCCUAAAGAAAAUAAUGUACUUUUUACUCCCUACAUUUUCCUUGACACCCAAAAGUACUCAAAAUCAAAUCAAAUCAAAUCAAACUUUAUUUACAGUGAAAUGCUUACUUACAAGCCCUUAACCAACAAUGCAGUUCAAGAAAAAAUAUUUACCAAAUAAACUAAAGUAAAAAAUUAUAAAAAGUAACACAAUAAAAUAACAAUAACGAGGCUAUAUACAGGGGGUACCGGUACCGAGUCAAUGUGCGGGGGUACAGGUUAGUUGAGGUAAUUUGUACAUGUAGGUAGGGGUAAAGUGACUAUGUAUAGAUAAUAGACGGUGGGUAGCAGCAGUGUAAAAACAAAUGGGGGGGGGGGGGGUCAAUGUAAAUAGUCAUGGUGGCCAUUUGAUUAAUUGUUCAGCAGUCUUAUGGCUUGGUGGUAGAAUCUGUUAAGGAGCAUUUUUGUCCUAGACUUGGCGCUCCUGUACCGCUUGCCGUGCGGUAGCAGAGAGAACAGUCUAUGACUUAGGUGACUGGAGUAUUUAACAAUUUUUUUGGCUUUCCUCUGACACCACCUAUUAUAUCGGUCCUGGAUGGCAGGAAGCUUGGCCCCAGUGAUGUACUGGGCCGUAUGUACUACCCUCUGUAGUGCCUUAUGGUCAGAUGCCAAGCAGUUGCCAUACCAGGCGGUGAUGCAACCGGUCAGGAUGCUCUCGAUGGUGCAGCUGUAGAACUACUCGUUACAUUUUGAAUGCAAAGCAGGACAGGAAAAUGGUCCAAUUCACACACUUGUCAAGAGAAUACGUGGUCAUCCCUACUUCCGCUGACCUGGCGGACUCACUAAAAACAAAACAUUGUGUGUUGGAGUGUGCCCCUGGCUAAAUUUUUUUAACAAGAAAAUGGUGCCGUCUGCUUUGCUUAAUAUAAGGAAUUUCAAAUGAUUUAUACUUUUACUUUUACAUUUGAUACUUAAGUAUAUUUUAUCAAUUAUAUUUACUUUUGAUACUUAAGUAUAUUUAGAACCAAACACUUUUACUUUUACUCAAGUAUUAUUUUACUGGGUAACUUUCACUUUUACUUGAGUAACUUUCUAUUAAGGUAUCUUUACUUUUACUCAAGUAUGACAAUUGGGUAUUUUUUCCACCACUGUUCAUAAAUCCAUGUUCUUUUUCAGAUUAAAUACAAAGCCAACCCUCUGCUGAUGGCCGGGGUCAUUUCCACUUGCCUCAGAGAGGAGCGUCGUAUCAUCUCCACAGCCAGCAUUCAGGAACAGGUGAGUCUCUCUGACUCUGUUAUGUCAUCAGGAAAGUCCCUUCAGAAAGGUCUCUGUGUGUGUGUGUGUGUGUGUGUAUGCAUAUGUGUGUGUGGUUUACUUCACCUUAUCAUCAUCUUGACAGGGCCCGUUGGAGAAGUCAAUGCAGAAUUCGGUGGCCUUCGAGAGACAGAAGAACAUGGACAACAGGGUGGCGGUGAUCAGGAGUAGUGUGCAGAUGAUGGACCAGGCAGUGAAAUAUCUAGAAGACAUGCAAGAUGACUUUGACUUCCGCUAUAAAACUCUCCAGUCUCGAGGUGAGCCAUACACCCAAUCUGAAAUCCAAUUGCAGCCCCUACCCUUAUGGACUCCCCUAAGAUCUGAGAUGAUUUGACAGCUGUCAUAUAAUAUUGGAUAGCUGUAAGUAAUAUGGCAAUAGCUGCACCUUGCCAUCUGAUGGCCUUAUUAUUGAAUAACUAUCUUAGUUUGUAGUAUCUUUGCUUAAACCCUGCAGGUAUAAUGCAAUAUGAUGUGCUUAUAAUGCAUUGUAAGACUUGUCAUAAGCAUGUAUGACCCCUUUUUAAUGUCUUCUUAUCAUCUCAUUAUGAUCCUGACUGAAUAACAACCAUAGGCUUUAAAGGGGCAAUAACAUUUAAAAAAAACUAUGUUUUAUUUCACCAAAUUGUAACAUUCUGUCAUGAUGAGCACAUGUUCAACUUAAAGGUCCAAUGCAGCCAUUUUUAUCUUAAUAUCAAAUUAUUUCUGGGUAAUAAUUAAGUACCUUACUGUGAUUGUUUUCAAUUAAAAUUGUCAAAAACAAACAACAAUUGCUUCUUAGCAAGAGCAAUUUCUCAAGCAAGAAUUCUGCUAGGACCAUCUGGGAGUGGUCUGAGUGGGGAGGGGAAAACGGAACACUAGCUGUUAUUGACAGAGAGGUUUGGAACGCUCUUUAUUGUUAGCAUAGUAACCAAUUUACCGUCUGGUGAUGUCGCCAGGCAGGCCAAAACUCCAUCCCACCAAAACAGGCCGAAAUUUCAGGCGGUCUUUUCAAACAUCUUUUCAAACAAUCAUAAUUUUCACAAUGUCACAGUAUUAUUCCAACCUCAUAGUGUGGAAAUAUAUAUAAAACACAGGAAAAUCUAGUUUUUGACUGCACUGGGCCUUUAAUAAAAAACAUGUUUUCCCAUUUCAAGAGGUUGAAUACAAAAAUUACUAUAGUAAGUGGUAAUGGAGUUGACCAUACCAGGGUUGACGAUUUCAUCUUAAAUCAGCCAAAAAUCGUCAGAAAUUACUUUGUCGAAGCAACAAAAUAACUAAGGCUUUACAAUAAUGGUGAAAACUUUUUGGGAUUAAAGGGGUUAAAAUCUUCUGAGAGGUCACAGGCAGUGGAUUUAUUUAGCAAAUCUAUAUUCAAAUAAAAAAUCUGAUUUAUUGAAUUGUCCAUGUGGUCUAUUAAAGGGCACCACAUUUAAUAUAACAGGCUUUUAAAAUCCGAUAUUGGUGCACAAUUUCUACUUACAAUUUCAAAGGGAUGCAAAAGGGACUCAUUUCAUGGAACGACCCAUGUACCAAUCCCAGAUUGCACCUUUUAUAGUGUUACCACUAUGUUUUAUCCUCUGUCAUGCUGGAUGUAUUUUUGUCCCUCAGAUCCAGCGGACAGGAACACAGCGGUGAUGAAACAGGAAGUGACCCGACUGCAGGAGAUGCUCAACAACCUGGACUUUAAGAGGAAGGUGUGGGAACACUACAUACAUUAGAUAAACCAGCAAUCAGCUAUGGUUGUUACUACAGGCCUAAGCUUUGUGUGAAGCGUGUAAACAGUUGAAGCCCUUAUCUGUGAUGCCUUAUCUUUGAGUUUAUAUGCAUUUAUUUGAAUUGGGGCCACCGUUUCUGUCAUGCAGUUGCUGUCUUACACAAUUUUAGUCUAUACAAUUCUAUAUGAAUAUUUACUAUAUAGAUACAAUGGUUAAAACGUUUCCUUUUUUGGGGCCUGCGACGUGUGGAGAGCACCGUGGCAUCCAACACGAUAUUGCAAAUUAGAUUUUCGUCUGACACUGCAAGACAGUCGAGUGAGUUUAGAUAUCAAAGUCGUGAGGAUAUUUAUUGAAUUCGCUUCAGGGACUACACAACAAAACAAACUUUGAUGUAUAAUAUUAAAAUAUUUGGCAUUUAACAGACACUUUUAUCCAAUGUAACUUAUAUCAAUAGUACAGGGGUUCCCAACCAAUGUUUUGUGGGGGGGUGUGGGACCUUCCUUGAUUUGAGGGUAAAAAAAAAACUAUAAUUGUAUAUAUAUUUUUUUUUUUUACAAUUCGUGAUUGUUUAUACCAAUCUAAAAUGACACAUACAUCCGCGUUGCUUCAGGCUAGAAACAAGCAGUAAAAUGCCAGAGGAAGACGCAACUCUGAUGCAAAGGGGAAUUUCUUUGGUUUUUCUCUAUGACAUUCAGAAGCUGAGCUACAACCUUCUAAAGUCGAGGAGUCGAAGACAUUGGACUGGCUUGGAAAGUAAACUCAUACAAUGUGUGACUCUGUCGCUAUGAAUUGAUCUAAUCACUUUCUGUAAAAGAGAAUAUGUACAGUAUAAUUAAAUUGAGGGUUCAUAUAAAUUAUCCUAAUAAAACAUAUUUGGUAGCGGAAUAGCAUUUGGGGAAAUCGGGUCUAGACUAUUUUCCCUAUCCAUUAUUGAUGGGAUUAUCAUUAAAUAACCUACCUAAAAGAUGUCAUGAGUCUUGUUAAACCACAUAUAAUUGCAUGAAAUGAGCAUUAAAAAAAAAACAAGGUCAAUCAUAUUAAAGCAAAAUCAAUCUGGUGGUGUAUUUAAUAUAGCCUAUCUCAAUAAACAAUAAUACAUUUAAAAAGGAUUCAAAUCAAAUCAAAUCAAAUUUUAUUGGUCACAUGCGCCGAAUACAACAGGUGCAGACAUUACAGUGAAAUGCUUACUUACAGCCCUUAACCAACAGUGCAUUUAUUUUAAACAAAAAAGUAAGAAUAAAACAACAACAAAAAAGUGUUGAGAAAAAGAAGAGCAGAACUAAAAAAUAAAGUGACAGUAGGGAGGCUAUAUAUACACAAUAGAAUAAAGUGACAGUAGGGAGGCUAUAUAUACAGGGGGGUACCGUUGCAUAGUCAAUGUGCGGGGGCACCGGCUAGUUGAGGUAAUAUGUACAUGUGGGUAGAGUUAAAGUGACUAUGCAUAAAUACUUAACAGAGUAGCAGCAGCGUAAAAAGGAUGGGGUGGGGGGGCAGUGCAAAUAGUCCGGGUAGCCAUGAUUAGCUGUUCAGGAGUCUUAUGGCUUGGGGGUAGAAGCUGUUGAGAAGUCUUUUGGACCUAGACUUGGCACUCCGGUACCGCUUGCCGUGCGGUAGCAGAGAGAACAGUCUAUGACUAGGGUGACUGGAGUCUUUGACAAUUUUGAGGGCCUUCCUCUGACACCGCCUGGUAUAGAGGUCCUGGAUGGCAGGGAGCUUUGCCCCAGUGAUGUACUGGGCCGUACGCACUACCCUCUGUAGUGCCUUGCGGUCAGAGGCCAAGCAGUUGCCAUACCAGGCGGUGAUGCAACCAGUCAGGAUGCUCUCGAUGGUGCAGCUGUAGAAUUUUUUGAGGAUCUGAGGACCCAUGCCAAAUCUUUUUAGUCUCCUGAGGGGGAAUAGGCUUUGUCGUGCCCUCUUCACGACUGUCUUGGUGUGUUUGGACCAUGAUAGGGAGCCCCUGUUCUAAGCCAACCCUGCCUUUUUUGCUCCACGGUUGUGCAUGCAUCAGUUUUGUUCAGGGCCGUGCAGACCUUUUGGGGGGCAUGUGCUCAAACUAAAAAAGGGCAUCCCAACAAAAAAAUAUUCCCACAACCCUGGUCACAGACUCCUUGAGCAAUUAUUGCAAGAACAGUGGAAAGCAGCACUAUCCGAUUAGUAAAGUAUUUUGCUAAAUUGUUUUGAACUGGAAUAAAUGCUGCACUUACAGUAUUAACAAUGACCAACACAAUUCCAGUCAAAUUAGAAGAUUGUAAGAAAUACUGUAGCCUACCAUUACUAUAUCCAACCCAACUCCAUUUGUUGCCAUUAUCAUGUAUCCAAGUUGUUUUCAACGUUUUUGACCUGCGACCCCCAAAAAGAAGUGGCACAAAACUUGCAACCACUCGCACAUGCACAUAUUAUUAUUAUUAUUAUUAUUAUUAUUAUUAUUAUUAUUAUUAUUAUUAUUAAAUAGCCUACCUAAAAGAUUACAUGAGUCUUGUUAAACUAUGUAGAAUUGCAGGAAAUGAGCUUCAAAACAACAACAUUUUCAAAUGUGAAAAAGCGGGCCCUGGGGAAAAAAGAUUGUCAAACCCUGAAUUAAUGCAUAACUAUUCGUAUGAGUGGCCCCAGUGGGAAUUGAGCCCACAACCCUGGUGUUGCUAGCAUCAUGCUCUUACCAACUGAGCCACACAGGACCAGCAGUGAGUUGUUGUUAUUGUUCCCCCACAGGAGAACCUAUCUAAGAUGAGUGACGUGAUAAAAGAGAUUGAUGGUCUGAUAGUCUCCCAGCUGAACCCAGAGCUGAUGGAGUGGAAACGCAGGCAGCAGAUCAACUGUAUAGGUGGCCCACUGCUCACUGGACUAGACCAGCUCCAGAACUGGUAAUGCAACCAAUCAUGCUUACACACACACACACACACACACACACACACACACACACACACACACACACACACACACACACAUUCCUCAUAACUCUAUCUUAUAAGUUAUAACUAUAUCCCAAAAUAUAGGUAAACCUCAAUUAAUGCGCUCACCCUCUCUCUCUCCCAGGUUUACUCUGAUAGCCCAAAGUCUGUUCCAGAUGAAGCGUCAACUGGACAAACUGGGGGAGCUUAUAUUAAAGGUGACGUAUGAGAGAGAUCCCAUCCCCCUGCAGAGACCGCAGAUGGAGGAGCAGGUCAAAUAUCUCAUCUACCACCUCAUCAAAAGGUACUGACCUCAACAAAACUGAACACCUACUCUAACCAAAUGCAUGAAAUAUCCAUAUCACAAAGUGAUUUCCCAAAGAACUGCAAGCAUAGGGAAGCAUGAAUGGGAAGUCAUGGGAAGUCUUGAUGACAGUGAAAUGGACUUGACUGUUAUGUUGCCUCCAUCCAAAACUAGGUGGUAUACACAACUGCUAUUAUGCUAUUGUAAUUCUCUUGUGUGCCAUCGUUGUGUCAUCCUUUGUACAAUGUCCACAGCUCCUUUGUGGUGGAGAAGCAGCCAUGUAUGCCAACCCAUCCCCAGAAACCUCUUAUCAUCAAGACUGGGGUGCAGUUCACCACCAAAGUCAGGUAUGUGUAUUAAGAUGCAACACAACUCAAUACAUGGUGCUUAUCAAUCCGUUGUGUGUGUGUGUGUGUGUGUGUACAUCAUAAAUAUACACUCACCAGACAAUUUAUUAGGUACACCCAUCUAGUACCGGGUCGGACCCCCCUUUGCCUCCAGAACAGCCUGAAUUCUUCGGGGAAUUCUACAAGGUGUCGGAAACGUUCCACAGGGAUGUUGGUCCAUGCUGACGUGAUGGCACCAUGCAGUUGCUGCAGAUUGGACGGCGGUGCAUUCAUGCUGCGAACAGCCGGUUGCAACUAAUUCCAAAGAUGUUCUAUUGGGUUGAGGUCUGGGGACUGCGCAGGCUACCCAAGUAAACUGAACUCACUGUCAUGUUCCAGGCAAUGUUUUUCCACUCCUGAAUUGUCCAGUGUUGGUGAUCGCGUGCCCACUGGAGCCACUACUUCUUGUUUUUAGCUGAUAAGCGUGAACCCGGUGUGGUCAUCUGCUGCAAUAGCCCAUCCGUGACAAGGAUCGACAAGUUGUGCGUUCCGAGAUGCCGUUCUGCACACCACUGUUGUACUGCACCGUUAUCUGUCUGUUUGUGGCCCGCCUGUUAGCUUGCACGGUUCUUGCGAUUCUCCUUCACCUAUCUCACCACCAAGCUGUUUUCGCCUACAGGACUGCCGCGGACUGGAUAUUUUUUGUUUGUCACACCAUUCUCUGUAAACCUUAGACACUGUCGUGUGUGAAAAGCCCAGGAGGGUGGCCGUUUCUGAGAUACUGGAUCCAGCGCGCCUGGCACCGACGAUCAUACCACGCUCAAAGUUGCUUAGGUCACUCGUUUUGCCCAUUCUAACCUUAAAUCGAACAGUAAUUGAAUGCCUCGAUGCCUGUGUGCCUGAUUUAUAUAGCAAGCCAAGGCCAAGUGACUCACUAUCUGUACCUAAUAAACUGUCAGGGGAGUGUAUGUUUUUGCUAAAUAUUUAUGUUUGGUCACUUUUCUGUCUAGAUUGCUGGUCAAACUUCCAGAGGUGGAUUACCAACUAAAAGUGAAGACAAUAUUUGACAAGUGAGUAUUAGUGUAAUGGAACACAGCAAUAUGUGGCACAUUUACCUCAAAGUGGUCGCUCUUUGCAAGCUCUGUUACACAAACUGACAACAUUGUGUGAACAUGAAUAUAUUUCAGAAACGUAAUGUUUCAUAGACAUCAAGAUAUGCUUCAUUGACAUUUAUAAUCAAGCUAGCACUACAUUACUGAGUAAUGUAAUGUAUUCUCUUCCCUGUGUGUAGGGACCUCCCCCCUGGCAGAGUGUGAGUAUACCCAUGCAACCUCAAUGUGGGAUGUUUGUGGGGAUUUCCUGUUGUUGUUAUUUAAGCCAAUAUCGAAGCUUCUCAUGUGGCAUGUGUGUACAUGAGGGUUCCUCAAUGGUUCUUUGGGAAGGGUGAUGGUUCUAUGUGGAACCAUACUGACCCAAAGAACCCUUUGAGCCCUUCAAAAGUUCUUUGCAGUUCAAAAAAGGGUUCAUUCCUCUUUUAUUGAUAAUUAAAAUGUAGGGUCGGUGGCUCAUUAGAAUAUUUUGGGGCAUGGUUUUUGCACAGCUCUUUUUGUGCAACCAUGAGUGAGAGUGUCAUUCUAGUUUAUCUCAUCUGUUGUGUUAUGCUCUUUCAUGUUAUACAGUGCUGUAAAAAAGUAUUUCUGAUUUUCUAAAUGUUUGUAUAUUUUUUAUACUGAAUGUUAUCAGAUCUUCAACCAAAACCUAAUAUUAGAUAAAGGUAACCUGAGUUUACAAAUAACAAAAAAAUAUGGGUGCUUAUUUUAUUUAUUUUAUUAACAAAGUUAUGCAACACCCAAUUCCCCUGUGUGAAAAAGUAAUUGCCCCCUUACACUCAAUAACUGGUUGUGCCACCUUUCGCUACAAUGACUGCAACCAAACGCUUCCUGUAGUUGUUGAUCAGAUCUCUCACGUCGCUGUGGAGGAAUUUUGGCCCACUCUUGCAUGGAGAACUGCUUUAACUCAGCGACAUUUGUGGGUUUUCUAGCAUGAACUGCUCGUUUCAAGUCCUGCCACAACAUCUCAAUUGGGAUUAGGUCUGGACUUUGACUGGGCCAUUCCAAAACUUCAAAUGUGUUGCUUUUUAGUCUUUUUCAUGUAGACUUGAUUGUGUGUUUUGGAUCAUUUUCUUGCUGCAUAACCCAGCUGCGCUUCAGCUUCAGCUCACAGAUGGAUGGCCUGACAUUCUCCAGUAAAAUUCUCAGAUACAGAGCAGAAUUCAUGGUUCUAUUAAGGCAAGUCGUCCAGGUCCUGAGGCAGCAAAGCAUCCCCAAAGCAUCACAUUACCAUCGCUACGCUUGACCGUUGGUAUAAGGUUCUUACUGUGGAAUGUUUGGUUUUCUCCAGACACAAUGGGACCCAUCUCGUCCAAAACGUUGACUCAAGUUUGCCAGAAAGCACCUGGAAGCACCUGGAUGAUCAUCAAGGAUCUUGGAAGAAUGUUCUAUAGACAGAUGAGUCAAAAGCAUAACUUUUGAAAAUGGCUAAAAAUCAACUAAUUUGACGUUUUGGAAUGGCCUAGUCAAAGUCCAGACCUAAUUCCAAUUGAGAUGUUGUGGCAGGACUUGAAACGAGCAGUUCAUGCUUGAAAACCCACAAAUGUGGCUGAGUUAAAGCAGUUCUGCUUGGAAGAGUGGGCCAAGAUUCCUCCACAGCGACGUGAGAGACUGAUAAAAAACUACAGGAAGCGUUUGGUUGUAGUCAUUGCAGCUAAAGGUGGCACAACCAGUUAUUGAGUGUAAGGGGGCAAUUACUUUUUCAAAGCACUGUAUAUGACUAUGGCCAGUGACGGUGUCUUGUGAAAGACUCACGUAUGGCCUUGUGUCAGUUGAGAAUGGUUGACUAAGUCAGUAGUUCUCAAUUCUCUCCUCAGGGACCCGCAGCUGUUCCAGAGCUAGCACACCUGAUUAAACUUGUUAAUAAACACAAUAAUAAAACUAUGGCAUUUCGACAGUAUAAUAUGGCUCUUAAACCAGAAUAAUCUUUAUAGAACCAUUCUCCUUAAAGGUUCUAUAAAGAACCAUAAAAAAGGGUUAUUUCUAUAUAGCCCCAAAAAGGGUUGGAACCAUAGCGGAACUCUUUUUUGGUGCUAUAUCGAAUAUUUUUUAAUGGUUAUUUAUAGAAUCUUAGGAAAGCCCCAUACAUGUUCCAUUUAGAACCUUAUGAGCAUGGUUAUUUUUAUAGAGCCUUCAAAAAAAGGUUCCAUAUAGCACCAAAAAGGGUUCCGCUAUGCUUACAAGCCAAAUAACCUGUAUUUGGCACUAUGUAGAACCAUUUGUUUUUAGUGUGUAGGGAGAACAGUGACAAAGAGAGAAAUAUGAGAAGUCAUGUUUGAUUACAAAUCAGAUGACACAGUUUAAGUGAGCAGACUAAUUCCCUUUUUAGCUGCCUGGAAUCCAACUUGAAUUUGAGUUGUUUCUACCACCACAUGUGUUUGCCAUGUACAGUAUCUUAGUUCAUUUUGUUGUUGUUGCUGUGCUAUGUUUGUGCGUGUGUGUGCUUAGUUCAGACUACUAACUAUGGCUUUGCCCCGUCCAUCUCCAUUCAGAAAUCGUCAGUUCUUCAUCCUAACUACCAACACCAAAGUAAUGGACGUGGAGGAAUCAUCCAAUGGCUGUCUGUCUGUGGAGUUCAGACACUUGGUAAACUCUCACUUUCACUGUCCCCACUAACACACCAACAUUUUAAUAAUAAUUCAACCUCAAUCUGUUAAUCCACAGGUUUAGUGAAACAUUUUAGUGGAAUCAAACUAAUUUGGUUCAAUGGGGCUGGCUGGCAACAGCCAUAUUGGAAAUAACACACAACUGUUUGCAAUGACCCUAUUAAAUAGCAAAACUGUUUUAUUGAGAUCACCCUGCCCUAGCUGUACAUUACGUUGUGUGAAUAGUUCAUUUGAUAUUAAUGUAAGUAUAUUUAUUAUGCAUUGAUUUAAUAUUUCUAUCUUCUUCAGCAGCUGAAAGAGAAGAAAUAUGUUAAUGGGACCAAGGUGAACGAGGUGAGAGAAGUAAUAUGAAAGUUGAACAAAACUUUUAGUUUUUCCAUGGUUAAGGGUCAGUGAUGCAUGCCUAUCUAAGAUUACACUUUAGCAAAGUGACCUUUAGUAAACCUUCACCUUUGAAACCUGAACUUCAGAUUUAUUUGCCAUGGUAGAACUGCUUUGUCGAGCCAAAGAUGGUGGAUAAAUGAAGAUGUCCCGCUCAGGCCGUUUACCAUUGAAAAAAAUUGUCAGUUCCAGUCUGCUUAACGGGUUGGCUCUCCCAUAGGCUCCAAUGCAUUAGCAGCUGGGUCUGCUCUGCUUAGUUUAUUGACUGUAAUGUAACCAGAAAGAAUUAGGGAGUGGGAUGUCUUACUUCUUCUUCUGUCUCUUUGUAACAACUUCAAAAGAGAUUAAUUCUGGUCAACCAGAGAUCAUUUGAUUAGAAGUCAUUGGACACAGAGGUGAAUUAAGAGUUUAAUAAUUAUGAUUUAUUUAGAGGUAAAUCCUUUGUUUUACUUUGCUUGAGGUUAUAUAUUUUUAAAAGAUGAACUCAAAAACACUUCCAUUAAGAAAGAGGUCGCUGCUUUCUUAAAACAGUAGAGGGCAACAUUGCCAAGGAUUUACAACGUUUUCCCCUUAAUUUGAAGUUUGAACUCCUUUUCAGGACAAUGGCUUUUGUUUGCUUACGUUUUCAAUCACAGAUGGAAAACCUUGUUAACUCCCUAGUAAACUCCUAAUUGAAAUAACAUGUGCUCUUUCUGAGAAAGUUUGAUCAUAGAUUAACUUUUGAAUAUAAGAAAGGAGUUUAUUUUGCCUUUUUAUUCACGUAGCUCAACAAAAGUCAUGGCAAGUCUUCAUUGACAUGCUUUAGACACUUGGAUACAGGAUCCUUAUCUUAUCACAGAAAAUGACUGAAUGAAUACUGCUAUCAAACUUCCCCAUAUUGCUCAUAUACUGUAGAGGGAAUAUAAUUACUUCAGUGCCGAUUUUAGCAUGUAAAUCUUGGAGGGGCAAAAAAAACAAAAUGUGGGAUGCACGCCAGCAAAGCCACUACACAAAACUAAACAACACAUUAAUUGCAUUAUAAUGGUGACAAACGGUGCCCACAAACUGUUAGGGCCUAUAUAAAGCUGUCCCAACAGCAGAGUCCCAACAGCAGUCCCAACACCUUACCACUGCUACACCUGGCUAUCAGCGGAGCCUUGUCUGGCAGUGAAACAGUUCAUUCAGCCACAUUUACUGCCUUAAAAAAAAACAUAGCUGAUAUGGCUGACUUGCUUAAACAAAUGUGGUUUCUACUGACAAUUGAGAUGUACAAACUAUGGCAUAAGGGGACGACAAGCGAAAAAAAGGCAAUCCGUAAUUUCGAUUAAGACAUUAAUGAGCGAGCUAGGACGGACGUAGUUAAUAUAACUAUUUGUUCAGCACUUUUGAAAUGUACAGCGACAGAAUUCAGAACAUGAGCCGUUCUUACAGUGUUCUCCCUGUACACCAAGUCAGAACCGUAGGAUAAAGGGGGCUUAUAAGCAGACAAUGAAAGCUCUUACAAUAUUCGCUGAUUAUAUUUCUCUAAAACAGGCUAUAGGCUACAUGUGCACCACCAAGUCAGAACAGUAGGCGAAAGUAUACCAAAUUAUUAGGGUGAGGCACAUGGGCUACUAACAGUUUACUACAUACACUUAGUAUUACUUUCUUAGCUACAGUAUACAUAUCUCCCUGGCAUAUUACAUAAUUUAUGCAGCAGCAUACAAUACAUUUUUGGACUCACCUUGUGAUGUGCUCACUUGAACAGGAAGGUGGUGCGGCGGUCCUUCGUGGGCAAAUUUUGUCAUCAAAGUCUGGCAUUCUCUGGAUUUAUGGUGCUUUCAAGACAUUUACAUGACAUUUACGUCAUUUAGCAGACGCUCUUAUCCAGAGCGACUUACAUUUACAUUAUUCUUUUUAAUUUUCAUACCCCAUGGGAAUCGAACCCACAACCCUGGCGUUGCAAACGCCAUGCUCUACCAACUGAGCUACCUCCCUAAGACAACUGGGAACUCGGAAAAAAGCAAGGUUGAAUCAUGAUGAUGUCAGUGAUCUUCAGGUCGUAGCUCUAGAAAGAGGCCCGAGUUCAAUUCCGAGUUGGAUGACCGUUCAAAACGUAUUUUUCCCAGUCUAAGCUCGUUUUUUCAGAGUUUCCAGUUGUCUUGAACUCACUGAAGUCAGAUUUCACAGUUCCGAGUUAACAGUUGUUUUGAGCGCGGCACAAAUCAUCCUUCAUUGACAGCAUGGCCAAUGUUGAAUGUUUAUAAUUUUAAGCUUGGAAAAGAGACCCUUAAUCCCAGAUAUGGGACAACAUAGCCACUCCACUGAAUAGCAGGCUAGUGAUUGAUUUGAAAUGCUUGCAGUUAGCCACUGAUUCCUUCCAAACCACUCAUUGUUGAAUUUGCGAGUUCCAACUUGUUGUGUAAUGUUUAUGUCCAAUGGCCGAUGAGCACCGAUACAUUUUAUCUAUAAUUUCUCUUCAUAAUUUCUCUUCAUAUGACAAGGAUUAAAAAAGGAUUCGCCAGUAGAUUGUCGACUUGAUUCAUGAUGAUGACUGCUUGCUAAGAUUUUGAAAGUUUGAUUCUGACAUGAUCAGUCCAAUCAAAGCUACUGUAGAUAUAAUGUGAUUUGAUGUCAUUUUAUCUGUGGCCUAUGACCUUGAGCCUUCUUGGAUGGGCUCUUCUAAUGUAACUCUAUGGCAGCACCCAAGGUGCUUGAAUUCUCGAGCUCUACCCUUAGACUUGGUGGUGACGUAGUGUACCCAUGAGUGACAGAACACUGAGCCAAUCACGGCGCAACUAGAGAACAUUACCAACACCUACGCUCCGUAUUUUCUGCUGGCUGUCCCACCACCACAGAAAGCACUGAGCUAGGCUGAAACACCUGCAUUUUGGAGCUGCCUUACUCAAGAAAGCAAAAAAGCGGCUUUAUUAACUCAAUUACUUUAUUUUUAAUGUUUUAUUUAUUGCUUGCAAACUGAUAUGUGACACGUAUUAAUGCCAUUUCUUAGCUAAAAAUGUGGGGCUCAAAACAGGUGGGGCUCUUGCCCUGAAUGACUAGUCGCCACUGAAUUACUUCCUUGAAGAUCGGGUCCUUAUAUUUUUCCCAGCCUUGUUAUGGAAUGCUGUUCUUUGGUAAAUAGGGCAAAUUCCUUGGUGGGUCACUCACUGCACAAAAAAGUUUUUGUAGCCCUCUGCUACUGUAUUUAAUGUGUUCUGAGAAAAAGGUUUAGUGAAGUGUGGUGUAGUAGAGUGUUUGUAAGAGGAAGGCAUUUAGUAAAGUGUGUGUGUGUCUUGUGUGUCAUGUGUCUGUGUGUGUGUGUGUGUGUGUAUUCUGCUGGUUCCAGGGUCCUCUCUCUGUGACGGAGGAGCUCCACUCCCUCAGCUUUGAGGCCCAGUUCAACAUACAGGGCAUUAACAUCGACCUGGAGGUCAGUCAAUUUCUACACUCUCCUUCACAUUUUCUUUACAUUUACAUUUUAGUCAUUUAGCAGACGCUCUUAUCCAGAGCGACUUACAGGAGCAAUUAGGGUUAAGUGCCUUGCAGAUUUUUCACCUAGUCUCCUAUAUAAGACACACACUCUCCCACACACACCACACAUAUUCUUACAAUACUCCACACCGUCCCACACCACAUAUAACCCCCACACAGUCUUCCUGGCAUACAUUGUCAGUCAUUAUUAGUCAUUGUGUAAGCAUAUACUGUAUGCGUGUGUGUGUGUGACUGUGUGUAUGUGUGCAUGCAUAUGUGUCUCUCUCUCUGCAGACCUGCUCCUUUCCUCUGGUGGUCAUCUCCAACGUUAGCCAGCUGCCUGGAGGCUGGGCAUCUGUCAUGUGGUACAACCUGCUGACUGACGAACCCAGGGUGAGCUGAACACACACACACACACACACACACUACCACCAUUCUUUUAGGUGUUUUAUCUUUUAUCUCUCUCUCUUUCCUCUGUGCCGCUCCCUUUUUUAGAACCUGGGCUUCUUUGCCAGUCCUCAGCGGGCCAGUUGGGGCCAGCUCUCUGAGGUACUGAGUUGGCAGUUCUCCACCUUCACUGGGCGGGGCCUCAACAGGGAACAGCUGUGCAUGCUAGGAGAGAAACUCUUGGGUAUGGUGGCCUAGUGGAACUCUUUUCAUGAGGGCAUAACAGUGUUGGAACAGCAUACCUACAUCAUUUAUUUGCACAGGUCAUGAGGAAAAGCGCUCCCGUCCUUCACAAGUAUUUUCAAUUAUGAGAGAACAGGAAUGUGAAUUGUCAUGCGAUUGUUCACAAUCUGUCUUUGGCUUCCAACCACCACAAUAGUAUGGACUCUCUCUAUAUUAUCUAAGGUGGUGCUAUUUCUGUCCAAGAAUACUUUAAUAUUCAUUCUUAGUGUAUGAAUUUGUAAUGUUUUUUUUUAAAAUAAUCAUAAAUCUAUUAAUCAUCUUCACUGUAGGUCAGCAAGCCUCCCAAAAUGAAUGUCAGGUAUCCUGGUCCAAAUUCUGCAAGGUAGGUCCUACUGCUUCCUAUAGUCCUACUACUACAAGUCUUAAACACAAGAUGAAGGAUGUCAUGUCUUACUAACAAAUUGCACCACUUCCCCUCAGCCUACUUCCAGUGGUCAAAUUAAAUUGAUAAUUUGAGGCUGUCUUUUUACUGAAAGAUGCCAUGAAAACUUUUAAGGGUAAUUCUCAUCUCUCUUUCCCAUUCCGUCUGCUUUUUCCAGGAGAAUAUUCCUGGGAAGAAUUUCAGUUUCUGGAUGUGGCUGGAUUACAUCCUGGAGCUCAUCAAGAAGCACCUACUUCCCAUCUGGAACGACAAGUGAGACUUAAGGCCUGGUCAGAAACAACCCCCACCCUAGGGGAUACCCUUUCCCCUAGGCACUAUGCCAUAUGUGGACAAUUAUUAGGGGGACAGAUGGAGUUAUUACCAAGUUGCUUCUACAAUAUUCUCAGAUCUACAUAAAUGCUUAGGGGAUAGAUGCUAGGGGCUACAGGUUGCUUUGUGUACCCCCUGCUGAUCCUCAAGCUACCCUUUGCUAAACUACAAUGUUGGGUUCAGUUCCAUUUCAUCUCAGUUGUAAAUCAAGAAGUGAAUCAUUAGGUUCAGUUCCAUUUGAAUUGAUCUAAUGGACUGGAUUGAUCUAUUCACUGAUGAGGGCUAUAGACCACAGUGUACUGUUAAAUCAGUGGGUGUAAAUAAGUAAUGUAACGGUGGUGUAACUGAUGAUGUGGUUUGGGUGUGCUUCCUUCAGCUGCAUCAUGGGCUUUGUCAGUAAGGAGACGGAGAGGGCCCGUCUGAAGGACAAGGAGCCUGGGACUUUCCUUCUGCGCUUCAGCGAGAGCCACCUGGGCGGGAUCACCUUCACCUGGGUGGAGCAGUCCGACAGUGGUGAGGCCUGCUCGCCUGUCAAUUACUGUGGUGUCGUGAAAAAAUUAUCUUCACUAUAUGGAAUUUUUGCAUCUCCUCUUGAGCCAAAGGGGGUCCCCUACAUGGAGAGAAAUAUUGUCCAGAAAUUACCUGAUUAGACAUAAAGGGUCACACCUCUCCACACCCAUUAGUAAAGUGAUAUUGUUUGCCUAAAACGAAUUAUUUGUUUGGUUUCAUAAGAUAAUAAAUUGAUUCAUAUUUGAUCUGAACCAUGCAGUCAACAUUGAAAUCCACAAAACAAUUAGCACCUAAACUUCCACAGUGUCUUUAACAUUGAUUCUGUAAACAUUCAACUCUGAUUGGCGCUAUGGUUGUGUCUGUGUCAGCAGGAGAGGCCAAGUUCAUCUCGGUGGAGCCGUACACCAAAUCUCGCCUCAGCGCUCUCCCAUUUGCCGACAUUAUCCGUGACUACAAGGUCAUCGCAGACGGAGAGGUCCCUGAGAACCCUCUAAAGUUCCUCUACCCAGACAAACCCAAAGACGAGGCUUUCGGACGACAUUACAACAGCCAGCAGAGCAAAGGCAAGAUGUCUGCCAAGACAUGUUUAUGAUAGAAAGGGUUUUGGCUUGUACUGUAUAUAAAAUAAUUCUGACCACCUAGGUCUACCUGUGUGUUACCUAGUUACUGGGGGUUGGUGCACAACAUGCAAUUAUCGCUCAUAACCAAUCCAGCAAACCGGGAACAUUCCCAGAACAUUAGCUAAGAUUCACAUUAGGAUAAUAACAUCCCAAAAACAUUCAAAUAUAGUUUUUGAUAAGAAAAUUUAUUUUUUAUAAAAAUAAAAAUAAAGAACUAUCCUUGGAACGUUCUCCUAACAACCACCUCAGAACAUUCCCCAAAAGUUCUCAUUAUGUUUCCAGGUAAUGUAAUAACACAAUGUACCAGUAAUGUUUUUAGAACAUACUGUUGCAACAAAAUGUGAGAGCAAUAGAAAUGGUUCUGAGAAAACAUGGGAACGUUUUGCUAAUGUUGAUGGAGAUGUUAUUAAAAACACCCAUAACAACACGCAGGGAAUAUUCCCACAAUGCUAAAGUUAUAGUUUGAUGUUAAGGUAUGAUUGUUCCAAUAACGUUCCCUAAACAUUCUUCAGCAAUUAUGUCUGGAUUCAAUUAAAUUGGUUCUGAGAAAACAUUACUGGAACGUUUCGCUAACAUUAAUGGAGAUGACAUCCGAGACACCUAGUAUAGGAUCUUAAAUUCACCAAUUUCUCACAGCAGGAAAAUAAUCCUGCAGCAAAAGGAAAUUUGAAUUACUAUGUGGAUUAUAAUGAAUACAUUUUUAGUAUGGAUUGAUAAAUAUUUCGUUAGGGCAAAUUAAGUCUGACAUUUAAAAGUUGAAAUUACAAACUUUAGAAGCAUUUUUAAACCUCAAAUACGCUACAAGUUUACAUUUCCUAUGGCACAGGAACAUUUAUCCUGCAAUAGGUGGUCAAAUUAAGAUCCUGUAUAGGCCUAACAACCAAUGAUGUGUAUUGAUAACAACCAGCAGCCCAGCAAACCGGGAACAUUCCCACAACAUCAGCUAACAUUCCCAUGAAGUUCUAGUUAGGGUUUGAGCUAACAUUAGGAUGAUAACGUCCCACAAACAUUCAAAGAAUGUUUUUGAUCAGCAAAUAUUUUUUUAUAUAAAAAGGUUUGAAAUGAAUUAUCCUUGGAAUGUUCUCCUAACAUUCACUAAAAUGUUCUUCACGAUAUCUGUAAAAACUACCACAGAACAUUCCCCUAAGUUUCCCAUUAGGAUGCCAGGGAAUGUAAUAACACAAUGUUCCGGUAAUAUUCAUAGAAUAUACUACCGCAACAAAAUGUGGGAGCAAUAGAAGUGGUUCUGAGGAAACAUUACAGGAAUGUUCUGCUAAUGUUGAUGGAUAUGUUAUUCAAAACACCCAUAACAACAAGCAGGGAAUAUUCCUACAAUGGUCUCAUAAAGUUAUAGUGUGACAUUAUGACAUGUUGGUUCUACUAAUGUUCCCUGAACAUACUUCAGCAAUAAAAUGUUGGAGCAAUAGAAGUUGUUCAAAAAAACAUUCCUGGAAUAUUCAGUUAAUGUUGAUGGAUUGUCAUGUGAUUCUGAAUAAUUGUCAUAUGUGUUUCCACAUGGGUUGUUGUACAACUAAUUUCCUCAACAGUAAGAUAACACAAACACAUGAAAGAAACCUCCAUGGACUGUUCAAAACGUAAUUUUAUAAUUCUGGGAAAAUACUAAUACAAUUCAAAGAACAUUGAGGGGAUGUUUUGUGCACCCUGAUACAAACAUUCUAAGAAUGUCAUCACAAUUGGACAGAUUUUGUGUUUUGGGAACCUAUCUCUUGUCAUAUCCCCACAAUGUUCCCACAACCUAAAGAAAUGUUUUAGAAACUUUUAAAGAAGUACAAAAAAUGUGUUCUGGGAAUGUUCUUGCAACAUCAGGAUAAUGUAUUUUCAACCUAAUAGAAACAUUGUAAUCAUUAGCACAACUGGACGAUUUUUUUGUUUUGGGAAAUAUCUCUUGUCAUGUCCCCGCAAUGUUACAAACAACCUACAGAAAUAUGUUAGGAACUUUUAAAGAACAUAAAAAAUGUGUUUCUUGUAACAACAGGUGAAUGUUUUUUGCACCCUAAAAGAAACAUUGUAUAAUCACCCGCACAACUGGAAAAGGUUUUUGUGUUUUGGGAACAAAUAUUUUGUGAUGUCCCAACAAUGUUCCCACCAGACUGUUCCCAGAACCUAAUGAAACAUUCUGGGAACCUUUAAAGAAAAGACUAAAUGUGUUCUGGGAAUGUUCUUCCAACAUCAGGUGAAUGUUUUAUACAAACAUUGUAUAAUCAUCAGCACAACUGGACAGUCAAAUGUUCGGGGAACUGGGAAGCAGGAUUGAUAUUGUCAACAAUUUGAAUGGUUGUUUACUAACAUGCCCAUAAUCUCCAAUUUUUUUAAUCUUCUUGCAGUCUUUCCAUACAUAUCAUCUAUGCUGAUCCCCAUCUCCACUUUGUAGUGAGUACUUAACAGUUUAAGUUUGUUAAGAUCUUAUAAUAUGUGCAUACCAGGAGUUGCAUGCAGACCUGCGCUGAAGAUGUGUAUCUGAAAUAUUAGGCUAUAUUAGGCUAAUUAGAUAUCCUUUGUUUCUAUAGUCUAAACCAUUCCCUUGACUUAUAUCUCUCUCUCUCUCUCUCUCUCCACUCCUGCCGCCCCCGCCCUUAGUACCACGCCUCCCCCCUGCUCCUCCCCAGAACCUCCCAUGUCCCCUGGGAUGUUUGACAUGCUCAACCAGCACCUCAGCCCCUUGGAGAUUGAGACUGCCGUGAGUACAGUAACCGCCCAACCUAAACAGACACACUGCAUCUAGCCUAGUCCCAAACUGUAGACCUAUCUAAUGGAGCCAACUCUUCCAUUGCAGAGACGCAGUUGCCUCUCUAAGCCAGUAGGUGCUGGUAUACAAUAACUGUUGUCUCAAUUUUGGUGAUAAUACAAGAAAUGCAUUUUCAACUCUGUUACACUUGUAUCAGUGGAGGCUCCUCAGAGGAGGAAGCCGAACGAAAUGGGGCUAAACCUACCUGAAUUUGUCCAAUAAAAACUAUUGUCUGCAACUGUUUUGACUAGUGUUUACACCCUAGAUCAGCUAGAUGCAGGCAAGAGUGUGCAAUGCGGUAUUGAAUGUGUCACUGUCUGCCACCUUGAUUACUCCAAUUUGUCUUUCGACCUGUGCACCUACGUUAUAAACUUUAAUUCGUAGGCUAGGUUGUAGCAACCUCAUGAUGGGUAUAGGGAACAUUUGAGUAUCAUGUAGUAGCCUAAACCUAUCGAUGUUCAUUGAGCUGGGUGAAUGGAAUAUGAAGGACAUUCAUCCAAUAUGCUGUAAUAGAAAUAAGGCGAUGCGCAUAAAAAAGUCUUAAACAGCACUGACCGCCACUGACUUGCAUGGUGUAUAGUAAUGAUAGAAGAGUUGGCUAUAGAACACAUAAUAUACAGUAUGGGAGUAGGCUACACCACAGCAAGGUAUUAAAACACUCUGGAGAUGAACUAGGUUCAGAAGCCUAGGUUGACUUUAUCUCUGCUCUGGCCUUGACCUUAAAUAAGUAUUGUAAGAUGAAGUGCCUUUGUAAAAUAAAUGAGUUGUCGUGAAGACUCCUUGUAAUUCUCUGUGGUGAUUGGACUGAACCUGCAGAAACAAUCUUUAACUUUUACAGAUGAGUUCUCCGUACUCCGAGUAA